AUGGAUAAUAAUGGAGUGGCUAAAACUUUGAAAAAAGAUAUUUCAUAUUUUGAUGAAACGAAAGAUUAUUCAAAAAAAAGGUUUGAUAAAUUUAAUGAUAUAAAUGAAAUUAUUAUUAAACAUAAGAAGAAUCAACCUCAUAUAAAAGAAAAUAAUUUAAAAUAUAUAACAAAAAAUGUGAACUAUGAUAGACUCUCGGUUGUUGAAAAGAAGAAAAACAAUGACAUUAGUAAUAUAGAUAAGUAUGAGAAAACAAAGACAUGUUCAUACGUUUUAAAUAAUUUAUAUAAAAAAUCUAAUCAUCAUAAUAAUAAAAUGUAUGAUGAGUAUAAAUUUUAUGAUUAUUACGAAUUGAUUAACAAUAUAAAGAAAUUGAAAGGUUCUAAAAAUGUCAAAGAGGAAAGAGGAAAAGGAAAUGAUAAUAGAAUAAUUGCCAGUGCUACAAGUAAUGAUAAAAAAAUAUAUAACAAAAAAAGACAUAAUAAUAAUGAUAUUAAUAAAUAUAAUAAUUGUUGUAGUUGUUGUAAUUGUUGUAAUCGUAAUAUUUUUUCUUCUUCAAAAACUUUUAAUGUUUGUGAAGGAGAUAAGAAAAUUUCAUAUGGAAGGCAAAUAACGAAUUUGGUUAGUUGCUAUAAAUAUAAUAAUCAAAUAAAAAGUACUUCUAAUUUUCACUCGAUAAAUCAAAAUAUUGAUGAUGAUAAUAUAUAUGUAGACAAUCAACAUAUGUUAUAUGAUCAUUAUACUGAUAAUUUAAAAUAUAGUAAUUAUAAUGAAAAAAAUGAUUUUUCUUAUAAUCCACAUGAAAAAAAAAAUAGUUUUUCCAGUUUUAUAAACCCUGCUCCACAUGACAGUCAUAUGGAAUUGUGUAAAAAAUUGAAGAAAUAUGUAGAAUGUAAAGAAAGGGUUGAUAUAAAUAAAGAGAAGGAUUUUAUUUUGCUUGGUAUAUCCAAAACAUGUGUAAAAAAAUGUAAUACAUGUUCAGGUGAUAAUAUGACGAAAGAUAUAGACAAGGAUGUUGAAGAUGAAGAAAAAAACAAAGACAGUGUAAUAAUAAAAAAUGAUAUGAAAAAUUAUAUAUGUUAUAAUAAUUUGAAUAGAAACAAUAGUAAUAUUAAUAAGAAAGAAAAACAAAAAGAAUGUGAUGAAUAUAAUUAUAAUGAUGUUCAUGUUUUUUGUGAUAAUGAUCAUUUUUCUCAUAGUGAAACUUCUCAUACAGCCAGAAACUCAAAUACUAAAUUAUAUAAUGUAAAGCAAAAACAUAUAAAUAUAAAUAUAAAUAAUAUGCACAAUAAUGUAUAUCUUAUGGAGGGGAAAGAAAAAUUAGAUUUCCCUUCUAUAAAAGAGGAAACCCCAUUUUGUAUACAAAAAAAUUAUAAACAUGAUGAUAAUAUUAAAAUGUCAUCAUAUAACUAUUAUAAUGAUAUGACAUAUAAAAAUGUUAAAGGUAUGAUGACACACUCUUUAUCUGUGCAACAUGAUAUGAAGGAAGAGAAAAAUGUAUUAAAUAUAAAAAAGAUGCAUAGAUGUUUUACUAUAAUGAAUAAAAAAGUAUAUAGUGAUUCUGUUUUAUGUUUUUAUGGAAGAACACCAUGGUGUAUUAAUAAAAUUAGAAGGGCCGAAAAAAUAGGCCAAGAAAAAAAACACACAAAAAAGGAAAAUCAAAAUAAAGAUAAAAGUAAAGACAAAAGUAAAAAUAAAGAUAAAAGUAAAGACAAAAGCAAAAAUAAAGAUACGAAUAACAUGCAGGAUAGAGUAAUCAAAUAUGCUGGUGAGCAUAUAGACAAUUCUUACUGUAAAAAUAAAGAGUCCUCAAAAAUAGGAAAUCAUAAAAUGAUGAAGAAGGAAAAAUACUUGAAUUCUUCAUCUUUAUCAAUAUAUGACAAAUGUUAUAAUAAAUGGAAAAAAAAUAAUAAAAAAAGAAGAAAACAUAAAAGUGAAGGUAGGAAAGAAGAAAAAUAUAUUUGCUGUUAUGAUAAUAUUAAAAUAUUAGAAGAUGUAAAAGAAAGGUUUUUUAAGAGUCAUAAGCUUAAUAUAUUAAAUGAAGAGAAUUUUAUUAAAGAGCAUCAAAUUAAUGGUAGGAAUAAGGAACAUAUUGAUGAAAGAAAAGAAGAAGAUAUUUAUAAGAUAAGUAAAGAGAACACGAAAGAAGAAAGUUACAUUAUAAUACAUAAAGAUCAAAGGAAUAUGGAAAAUAUAAAAAUAAGAAGAUAUAACAAUAUGAAUGAUAAAAAACAAUUUAGUGAUAAUAGUAUUUUAUAUGAUUGUCUUAAAAAAAAUAAUAAAAUAAAUAAAUCACAAGACAGUUUUUUUUUUGAAUUUAUGAAAGGAGAAGUAGAUGAAAAACCUAACGUUCUUAAAAAGGACGAUGGAUUUAUUAAAACAUUUAGAACAAAUAAAAGUCUAACCGAAUUAACAAAAAAAAUUUCAGAUUCUAAUUUUAAUUCGUUAUAUACUAGUUUAGAUAGAAUCCAUAAAAACGUUUCUAUAUAUAAUGAAAAAUUAGAAAGAACAAAGCAGGUACCACAUAAAAAAAAAAAUGAUAACAUAGAUAUUCACGGGAUAUACAAAUCCAACAAUUUUUUUAAAAGCAUCAAUAUGAUGAGUAGAUUAUCAAAGUGUUAUCAUAUCCAAACAUGUGACCACUCUAAUUAUGGUUUUAUAAAAAAUAAAAUGAGUAAAAAGGCUCAUAAGAAGUUGGUUUCUAAGUAUAUAAAUAAAUAUAAAAAAGAAGUGAUUAAAAAGAAGGAAAGAAAGAAAAAAAAAAAAAAAAAAAAAAAUAUAAAAAAUGAAAUAUUAAUAUCGUUUGAUGGAAAUAUAUUUGGAGAGGAAAAUAUGAAUGAAACAAAAGAGGAGAAUAAAAAUGAAGAAAGUGCAUAUAUCUGGAAGAAUAGAAUAGAUAGCAAAAUAAAAGGAGAAGAACAGAAAAAAAAAAAAAAAAAAAUUGUUCCUAAACCUUUAUGCGUUGAGAAUAAGAUGCACAUAAAAAAAAAUGUACGACAAAUAAUAAAAAAAAAUAAAAAUAAAAAUAAAAAAAUAUAUAAGACAAUAAAAUUUUUGAACAAUUAUAAGACUUUGAUAGAUCAGUUGAAUUUAAAAGGUAAUGAAGAGAAUAUAUUAAGUAACCAUGUUAAUAAAAAAAACAAAAUAAUAAUGAACAACCAUAAUGAUAAUAAUAAUAAUAAUGAUAAUAAUAAUAAUAAAAAUGAUAAUUAUAAUGAUAAUAAUCAAAGGGAACAUUGUUGUGAGGAAAUAAAAAUUAAGGACGGGGAACAGAAAUAUGAAGGAGAUAUAUAUGGAGGAGAAAGAAAAAACAAAUAUAUAUAUUAUAAUAAUUACUAUCAAAUAAAUGAAAGAAAUGAGAUACAUGAUGAUAAUAAUAUAAACGAUAAUAAAAAUAAUAAUUGUGAGAAAGGAGAUAAAAGGUGUGAAUUAAAAAAAUAUUCAAUUCGUUAUGUAAAGGAAAAAUAUAAUUUAGAAAAUAAUACAUAUGAUAUAAUAGGAUUAAUAUAUUAUGGUGACAAAUCUCAAGUAUAUAAAUGUAUAAAUAUGAAUAACAAAAAAGUGUAUGCUAUGAAAGUAGUAUUAAAAGAGUGUAAUGAAAUGUUUGUAGAUAAUUUUAUAAAAAAAUAUUUAUUUUUAAAAAAUAAUCCUCACAAAAAUAUUAUAUCUAUAUAUGAUAUAUUUUGUAAUAACAAUUAUAUUUGCAUAAUAAUGGAUUAUUGUGAAGGGUCUACAUUGUUGGAUUAUUUUAUGUCUUUAGUACCUGGUUCUUUGAAUAUAUAUGAAAUAAAAAAAAUAAUGAAAAACAUCUUUAUAGCUUUAGAUUUCUUUCAUUCAAAUAAUAUUAUUCAUAGAGAUAUUAAAUUAGAAAAUAUUAUGUUUAAAAAUAAAAAAAGGAAAGAACGUUUUAAUUAUCAAGACUAUGGUAGUUUUUUGUUUGAUAAUCAUGAUGAGACUUCCUUCUCAACAUCUUAUAGGAGCCUUCAUAAGCAUGAAAUUGAAUUGAGUCAAAUGGAUACCUUUGGAAAUAAAAAUAAGCAAGGAAAGAAGUAUAUUAAAAAUAUAUAUAAUGAGAAACACAGAGAUCUAAAUAUUUUGAAGAAAAAUUGUUCACACAUAUUAGAAAAAAAUAAAAACAAUAUAAUGAAUGAUAUUCAAUUGAAGGGACCAAAAUGUUAUAUAAAAUAUGAUAAUAAUAUGGAUACGUUAUUUAAUUAUGACGAUGAUAGUAACUGGUCAUAUAAUUCAUCUAUAUGUUAUGAUAUUAUACAAGUAAGUGACGAAGAAGAAUAUGAUAAUAUAAAUAUAAAACAUAAAAUAUAUAAAAAUAAUAUAUGUUCUGAUGAUUCAUUAAGAUAUGAUGGAAUUUUAAAUUAUGAAAAUUCAUUACAGUCUAAUAAUUCAUAUGAUAACAAUUCAAAAUAUGAAACAUUUUGUAACGAGCCAUUUCCUUCCCAGCUUUGUUCCAUUCAUAAUUAUAAUAAAAAAAGUGGAUGUUAUAAUUUUAGUAAAUUAUAUAAUAAUAAAAAAAAUAUUAAAAAUGAAUAUAUAAAUAAUAAAUCAUUAGAUUAUAUAAAAAAUAAAUCAUUAGAUUAUAUAAAAAAUAAAUCAUUAGAUUAUAUAAAAAACAAAUCAUUAGAUUAUAUAAAAAAUAAAUCAAUAGAUUAUAUAAAUAAUAAAUCAUUAGAUUAUAUAAAACCUCAUGGAACGAAAGAACAUAUAAAAAAAGAAAUGAAGUAUAGUAAAAAUACAGAAAAAAGAAAAAAAACUGAAAUAAGAGAAAAAAAUAUAAUACAAAGUAAUAUGAAUCCAUCAUAUAGUGAUUUAUGUAUAAUAGAUAUGGAUAUGAUAGAAAUUGUUUCAAACACAAAAUGUAAUGGAAUGAAUAAAUCAAAAUUUAUAUGUGGAACUCCAUCAUAUAUGCCACCAGAAUCAUUUGACGGUAUUGUUUCACCUGCUAAUGACAUAUGGGCAUGUGGUGUUAUUUUAUAUGCAUUAAUGGAUGGACGUUUUCCAUUUGAAAUUAAUAAUUAUAUGCCUAUUUAUUUAAAGAAAAAAAUAUUAAUGGAAAACAAACCAAAAUUUGAAUCAUUCAUAUGGCAAGAACAUCUCGAUCUUUUAGAUCUAUGUCUAAGGUUAUUGGAUCCUAACCCUUGGACGAGAAUACAAAAUGCUCGAGAAGCCUUAAUACAUUAUUCAUUUAGAAAUUUGAUAUAA
Molecule: messenger RNA, 5217 nt
Organism: Plasmodium adleri (nom. inval.)
Lineage: Eukaryota; Apicomplexa; Aconoidasida; Haemosporida; Plasmodiidae
Product: serine/threonine protein kinase, putative
Exons: 2
Coding region: 1-5217 (1738 amino acids)
Biological process (GO): mitotic DNA damage checkpoint signaling; protein phosphorylation
Cellular component (GO): nucleus; cytoplasm
Molecular function (GO): ATP binding; protein serine/threonine kinase activity
Source: RefSeq, a predicted model, not a curated record